This is a messenger RNA of Halichondria panicea, 1341 nucleotides long. Its product is annotated as mitochondrial tRNA-specific 2-thiouridylase 1-like. The transcript has 10 exons. Gene Ontology annotation, biological process: tRNA wobble position uridine thiolation. Bases 180 to 1283 code for a protein of 367 amino acids. Gene Ontology annotation, cellular component: mitochondrion. The record is from RefSeq and is a predicted model, not a curated record. Gene Ontology annotation, molecular function: sulfurtransferase activity. Lineage: Eukaryota; Metazoa; Porifera; Demospongiae; Suberitida; Halichondriidae.
CAGUUCUCCAGAGGGAACUAUGGAACUAAAGAAGUGUGGAACCAGCUAGGGAACCAUGGAACUAAAGAACAGUGGAACCAGAGGAGGAACCAGAGAACCGAAGAGGAAAGAAGGGUGGCUAAGUUGUGUUGACGACCCGUACCAUACAACCACAUUGCACGUUAUGAGCUAGCUAGAAGAUGUCUCGCACUAUAGCUGUGGCAAUGUCUGGCGGUGUAGACUCCACUGUAGCGGCUCUCCUCCUCAGGAAGAGAGGGCAUGACUUAGUGGGUGUGUACAUGCACAACUGGGACGAUUUGGACGAGACAGGCACCUGUUCAUCACAGACAGACUACCAGUGUGUUCAGGAGCUGUGUGGAGAGAUGGGCAUUCCUUGUCAUAGAGCGGACUUCGUUAAGGAGUACUGGAAUCAUGUCUUCAGCUCUCUGUUGGAGGGUGUUCGCCGGGGGUUGACCCCAAAUCCUGAUGUUUUGUGUAACCAGCAUGUCAAGUUCCAAUCCCUCCAUCAGUGGACUAGGGAUACUCUCGGAGUGAGCACCAUAGCAACCGGACACUAUGCCAGAGUGGACUGCAAUAGUGUCGAAGUGAGACUACUGAGAGCUGUGGACUCCUUUAAGGAUCAGACUUACUUUCUGUCACACAUAUCACAAGAAUCGCUACAGAAUACAGUGUUUCCAGUAGGUCACCUGACAAAGACACGAGUGAGAGAGAUUGCACGAGAGGAAGGAAUGGACAGGGUUAACCAGCAGAAAGAGAGCAUGGGCCUGUGCUUUGUCGGCAAGCGAGACUUCAAUCGCUUCAUCUCACAGUAUGUGGAGAGUGAGCCUGGUGAUUUUGUGACCCUUUCUGGCAAGGUGGUUGGAAGGCAUGAGGGCCACCAUCUAUAUACGAUUGGUCAGCGUGCCAGGCUGGGUGGUCAUAGCCAGCCAUACUGUGUAACUAGCAAAGACCCACACACCAACACUGUCACAGUGGCCGAGGGAACCUCACAUCCGGCACUCUACACUCCCUCAUUCAUCACGCUACACCCACACUGGAUCACAUGCAAAUCACGUGACCUCUUCAACAAUCAAUCAGAUGGCAUCGAGUGUGUGAUGCGUCAUCGUCAUCAACAUUCAUUAGUCCCAUGUACUGUAAAUUCAAGGAGGUAUGGUCUUCAUGUUACUCUGAGGGAGCCACUAAGAGCCAUAACUCCAGGACAGUAUGCAGUGUUCUAUCAAGGAGAUGAGUGUUUGGGAGGAGCCUGCAUUGCAGAGCCAGGACCAUCACUGCACAAAAACUGACUGUACCCCAAAGUAGUGUUUCAGCUUCUUGAAAACUUUUCGUCAAUAAUAAGCAACA